GAGAUCCGCGCGCAGCUUGAAGGCCACGCGGUGCAGAGCACACUACAGUCCGAGGAGUGGUUCCGAGUGAGGCUGGACCGACUGUCGGAGGCAGCCAAGGUGAACACAGACGCCAUGCGCUCAGCGCAGGAGGAGAUAACUGAGUACCGGCGUCAGCUGCAGGCCAGGACCACAGAGCUGGAGACACUGAAAAGCACCAAGGACUCACUGGAGAGGCAGCGCUCUGAGCUAGAGGACCGUCAUCAGGCCGACAUUGCCUCCUACCAGGAAGCCAUUCAGCAGCUGGACGCUGAGCUGAGGAACACCAAGUGGGAGAUGGCAGCCCAGCUGCGAGAAUACCAGGACCUGCUCAAUGUCAAGAUGGCUCUGGAUAUAGAGAUAGCCGCUUACAGAAAACUACUGGAAGGUGAAGAGUGUCGGAUUGGCUUUGGCCCAAUUCCUUUCUCGCUUCCCGAAGGACUCCCCAAAAUUCCCGCUGUGUCCACUCACAUAAAGGUCAAAAGCGAAGAGAAGGUCAAAGUGGUGGAGAAGUCUGAGAAAGAAACUGUGAUUGUGGAGGAACAGACAGAGGAGACCCAAGUAACUGAAGAAGUGACUGAAGAAGAGGAGAAAGAGGCCAAAGAGGAGGAGGGCAAGGAGGAAGAAGUGGGUGAAGAGGAGGAGGCAGAAGGGGGAGAAGAAGCAGCAAAGUCUCCCCCAGCAGAAGAGGCUGCAUCCCCAGAGAAGGAAGCCAAGUCACCAGUAAAGGAAGAGGCAAAGUCACCGGCUGAGGCCAAGUCUCCAGAGAAGGAGGAAGCAAAAUCCCCAGCCGAGGUCAAGUCCCCCGAGAAGGCCAAGUCUCCAGCAAAGGAAGAGGCAAAGUCACCGGCUGAGGCCAAGUCUCCAGAGAAGGAGGAAGCAAAAUCUCCAGCCGAGGUCAAGUCCCCUGAGAAGGCCAAGUCUCCAGCAAAGGAAGAGGCAAAGUCACCAGCUGAGGCCAAGUCUCCAGAGAAGGCCAAGUCCCCAAUGAAGGAAGAAGCAAAGUCACCGGCUGAGGCCAAGUCCCCUGAAAAGGCCAAGUCCCCAACGAAGGAGGAAGCAAAGUCCCCCGAGAAGGCCAAGUCCCCAACGAAGGAGGAAGCAAAGUCCCCCGAGAAGGCCAAGUCCCCAGAGAAGGAAGAAGCAAAGUCCCCAGAGAAGGCCAAGUCCCCAGUGAAGGAGGAAGCCAAGUCCCCCGAGAAGGCCAAGUCCCCAGUGAAGGAGGAAGCCAAGUCCCCCGAGAAGGCCAAGUCCCCCGAGAAGGCCAAGUCCCCAGUGAAGGAGGAAGCCAAGUCCCCCGAGAAGGCCAAGUCCCCAGUGAAGGAGGAAGCCAAGUCCCCCGAGAAGGCCAAGUCCCCAGUGAAGGAGGAAGCCAAGUCCCCCGAGAAGGCCAAGUCCCCAGUGAAGGAGGAAGCCAAGUCCCCGGAGAAGGCCAAGUCCCCUGAGAAGGCCAAGACUCUUGAUGUGAAAUCUCCAGAAGCCAAGACGCCAGCGAAGGAGGAAGCAAGGUCCCCUGCAGACAAAUCCCCUGAAAAGGCCAAAAGCCCUGUCAAGGAGGAGGUCAAGUCCCCAGAGAAGGCGAAGUCUCCCCUGAAGGAGGAUGCCAAGGCCCCUGAGAAAGAGAUCCCAAAGAAGGAAGAGGUGAAGUCCCCAGUGAAGGAGGAGAAGCCCCAAGAGGUGAAAGUCAAAGAGCCCCCAAAGAAGGCGGAGGAAGAGAAAGCCCCUGCCACGCCAAAAACGGAGGAGAAGAAGGACAGCAAGAAAGAGGAGGCACCCAAGAAAGAGGCUCCAAAGCCCAAGGUGGAGGAGAAGAAGGAACCUGCUGUCGAAAAGCCCAAAGAAUCCAAAGUUGAAGCCAAGAAGGAAGAGGCUGAAGAUAAGAAAAAAGCCGCCACCCCAGAGAAGGAGGCUCCUGCUAAGGUGGAGGGGAAGGAAGACGCUAAACCCAAAGAGAAGACAGAGGUGGCCAAGAAGGAACCAGAUGAUGCCAAGGCCAAGGAACCCAGCAAACCAGCAGAGAAGGAGGAGGCGGCAGCAGCACCAGAGAAAAAAGACACCAAGGAGGAGAAGGCCAAGAAGCCUGAGGAGAAACCCAAGACAGAGGCCAAAGCCAAGGAGGAUGACAAGACCCUCUCAAAGGAGCCUACCAAGCCUAAGGCGGAAAAGGCUGAAAAAUCCUCCAGCACAGACCAAAAAGAUAGCAGGCCUCCAGAGAAGGCCACAGAAGACAAGGCCACCAAGGGGAAGUAAGGCAGGGAGAAAGGAACAUCCGGAACAGCCAAAGAAACUCACAAGAGUCCCAGAGCUCAAGGAUCGGAUUAACACAAUUUUCACUUUUUCUCUUUAUGUAAGAAGAAACUGCUUUGAUGACGGGGCCGCCUUCUUCAAACAGGAAUUUGUUAGCAAUAUGUUAGCAAGAGAGGGCACUCCCAGGCCCCUGCCCCCACGCCCUCCCCAGGCGAUGGACAAUUAUGUUAUGAUAGCUUAUGUAGCUGAAUGUGAUACAUGCCGAAUGCCACACGUAAACACUUGACUAUAAAACUGCCCCCUCCUUUCCAAAUAAGUGCAUUUAUUGCCUCUAUGUGCAACUGACAGAUGACCGCAAUAAUGAAUGAGCAGUUAGAAACACAUUAUGCUUGAGAUGUCUUAACCUAUUCCCAAAUGCCUUCUGUUUUCCAAAGGAGUGGUCAAGCCCUUGCCCAGAGCUCUCUAUUCUGGAAGAGCGGUCCAGAUGGGGCCGGGCACUGGCCACUGAAUUAUGCCAGGGCGCACUUUCCACUGGAGUCCACUUUCAAUUGCUUCUGUGCAAUAAAACCAAGUGCUUAUAAAAUGAAAA
This is a messenger RNA of Mandrillus leucophaeus (drill), 2854 nucleotides long. RefSeq names its product neurofilament, heavy polypeptide (gene NEFH). The record is from RefSeq and is a predicted model, not a curated record. Bases 115 to 2268 code for a protein of 717 amino acids. Gene Ontology annotation, cellular component: axon; neurofilament. Gene Ontology annotation, biological process: axon development. The transcript is spliced from 6 exons. Lineage: Eukaryota; Metazoa; Chordata; Mammalia; Primates; Cercopithecidae. Gene Ontology annotation, molecular function: structural constituent of postsynaptic intermediate filament cytoskeleton.